AUGGUGGUAGAGAAAGCAAAUAUAAACAUAAGAAAGGAUGGAGUUCCUAUAGAAAGGGAUGCCGGUGCUCUGCGAUCUCCGGCGGAUUUAACAAGUCCUAAUACUAUGAAUUUUGAUUCGAACAGGAGUCUUGCUGGACCCAAGACCCACAAAACCCAUCAUACUAUUGCCAUUAAACCGAAGCCAGUUCCAGUUGCAGUUUUGCCUAAGCCGGCGUGCCCAAACCUUGCAGGAAGUCUGACUUUGGGCUCUUCCCCCACAUCCUUAAGAAAUAGUAUAUCUUUGAAAAUCAAUACUUCAAAAAAGUGGGUUCUACCACCUCGGCCAAGGCCUGGAAGGAAACCCACGAAUGUGACGCAUGAGGAUAAUAGCGCCAAAAACCAGAGCUCUACUGAAAUAAGUACUUUAGGAUUUGAAAACAGUGAUAAGACAUGCCCCAAAAAGAAAGUGAAAGUGUUGAACGCGUCUUGUAAAUCACCCCCCUCUAAUGGCGCCAACAGGCAGAUCGUAAAUCAAUCAAUUCAGCAAUUAUACAACAGUGGUAAACAAAAAAUCGUUCCUGAUACUUCUAUCAAUGGCACUGAAACAAUCGCAUCAAUUAGCGAAAGAACAACGAUAUCUCAAGUUGGCACCUUUAAGGAAAAAGUGCAGACUGAAGAUGAUUCCGAAUUGAUUGAGUUGAAGAAGACUUACUUAUCGAAACUUAAGGAACAGGAAUUGAUCAAAAACUAUAUUGAUGUCAUUGGUAAUCAAAUCAAAGAAUUAAAUUUUGUGCAAAAUGGAGUAAUUACUUUUGAUGCAUUAAGUAGUGAAGCUGGUAUUCUGAAAACGGCUGAUGAAGAAAAUGGAACGAAGAAAGUGAACACUUAUGAACAGCUAGAACGAAUUAAUAAUAUCAAUGACUUAAAUAAGUUUUUGAGCUACUUGACAAAAUCAUCUGACAUAAUAAGAAGCGUAACUAAGUCAUUUCUCGGAAAUGAAAAGGGUGGAUUAAAUGAACAGAUAAGAAAUUACUUGGAAAUGAGGUCAAAGUAUAAGGUGUCAAAAGAGCAAGAAAAUAGGAAAUUUGGACUCUCAAGGGCAACGCAAAAAGGACAUGAAACAAAGACUACCAAGACUGCUGAUAAUUUUAAGGGACUGUCACUUAUAGGUUCAGUUCCACUCAAAAUGAAUACAUCGUUCACACCUAACUUAUUGAAGCCUUUGAACCAAUCUAUAACAAUUGACUCUGAUGACGAAUUGAAUGAAAUAUGGAAUAAUAAUGACUUAAGUUGUAACUUUGAAUUGACAGACGAAGACUUAAUGAUGGAUAAAUUAAUCUUGAGAAAUGAUAAUGAAAUUUUGAAUGAACCUGGCCAAGAUGCUAAUAGCCAUUCUGCAGCACCAGAAGUACAAGUUGGCAAUGCCAAGAAUAAUGUUGAUAUAAAGCAAAACGUACCUAAGCCUUUAAAAAAGGAUCCCAAGUUUAAUUGUGGGUUCUGCUCCAUCGAUGGGCCGUGCCUUUGUAUGGAAACCGAUAGCGAUCUUAGUAGAUUUAAAAAGACGUGA
Messenger RNA from Priceomyces carsonii, 1548 nucleotides. RefSeq names its product Hap42p (gene HAP42). Gene Ontology annotation, cellular component: nucleus. The transcript has a single exon. Bases 1 to 1548 code for a protein of 515 amino acids. NCBI's taxonomy places the organism in Eukaryota, Fungi, Ascomycota, Pichiomycetes, Serinales, Debaryomycetaceae. Gene Ontology annotation, biological process: regulation of DNA-templated transcription. The record is from RefSeq and is a predicted model, not a curated record.